Lactuca virosa is the source of this 1703-nucleotide messenger RNA. The record is from the annotation of a GenBank genome assembly. Lineage: Eukaryota; Viridiplantae; Streptophyta; Magnoliopsida; Asterales; Asteraceae.
AAAAAAAUCAGAACAGAUUGGACCAAGAACGCAACAAAAUGAAAGUUUUGGACCACUGGUGCUAGUCCAAACCUUUUUGGACCAAAGUGGCAAUUUUGAGCAAACCAGAGGGACCAUUUGUGCAGUUUAGUCUUUGCAAAAAUAUAGAAGUUUUUGUUAUAUGCUACUUGAAGUAGCUUUCGGGUUUGAAAUUUUUUGUUUAAAGUAAAAGCUAAAAGGUUUUGCUGACAAACGAAGUGUUUUGUUUUAGAGCUUUUUCUUAACAACUAAAAACAAAAAGCUCCCAAAGCCAAGCCCUAGACGUUGGUUUUCAUAUUAUUAUUUUCAAAUUGCUCAUCCAAAGUCCAAACUUAUAUUUUGCUUUCAAACAAUAUACACGAAUUAACUGGUUCAUUAUACAGGGUUUGAUAAUUCUCACAUUCCUAGCUCGAUCACCCUACCUCAAACCCCCACCAUGUGACACAUCCAAACCCCUUCCUUGCAUACAAGUUCAUGGUGGAAAAGCCUCCAUGUUGUUCUUAGGUCUCUACCUUAUGGCUAUUGGUGUCGGGGGGUAUAAAGGGAUCAUUACCUUUUACCAGCACUAGGAGCGGAACAAUUUGACGAAAAUACCCCCAAAGGAAGGAAGCAAAGAUCAACCUUUUUCAAUUAUUUCAUAUUUUGUUUAUCAUGUGGUGGUCUAAUUGUUGUCGCCUUGGUGUUAUGGAUCGAAGAUAAUGUAGGGUGGCAAUGGGGUUUUGGCAUUUCAACCAUAGCCAUCUUGUUGUCAAUUGUUAUCCUCCUUGCUGGUUCGGCUUCUAUCGUUGCAAGGUACCCAAUGGAAGCCCUCUUGCAACCAUGUUUAAGGUGGUGUGCGCAGCAUCUCUGAAUGUUUCUAAGGUUGCCAACUCCGAUGGCCAACAGACGAAAGAGAAUGAGACGGACAGACCAAGACUUUCGAACACCCUCGAGUGGUUAAACCGCGCGGUUGAAAACAAACCAGCCAAUAGAUUACUUGCGUGCUCUGUUCAAGAGGUAGAAGAUGUCAAGAUCAUGCUGCAAAUUCUUCCUAUAUUUGGUUGCACAAAUGCACCAUUAUACUUAAUUGCUGUUUAGCUCAACUCACUACGUUCUCCGUCCAACAAGCCGCCACAAUGAACACGAUGCUUGGCUCGUUCAAAGUCCCACCUGCGUCGCUACCUGUUUUCCCAAUCGUCUUCUUGAUGAUCAUGACACCACUCUGCGAUCAUAUUAUAAUCCCAUUUGCACGAAAAUGGAAAAAAACUGAGAUGGGUGUGUCUCAUCUCCAAAGAAUUGGCUUGGGUCUAUGUUUCUCCAUUUUAGCCAUGGCUGUCGCAGCUCUAGUCGAGAUCAAACGCAAGAAAGUUGCCAAAGUUGCGAUGGUGGUACCAUUGCCUAUUUCGUUCCUGUGGAUUUCGUUUCAGUAUUUGUUUUUGGGAUCUGCUGAUCUUUUCGUGUUGGCUGGAUUGAUGGAGUUUUCGUUUACAGAAGCGCCCGUUAGAAUGAGAUCUUUGGCUACUUCGUUUUCUUGGGCGUCUUUGUCCAUGGGUUAUUUUCUUAGUGGCGUGAUCGUCUCGGUUGUUAAUGGUGUUACUGGCGCCAGAUACCACCGGCAGCCAUGGUUGUCCGGUGCGAACUUGAAUCACAAUCAUCUUGACAGAUUUUACUGGUUACCGAGAAAUUAAAUUGUUUUUAUGCCUACU